UAUACAUGUGUUUGUUGAUAGCUACACAUGUCCAUUCCAUUCAUUCUUUUCCCCGCCGGAUAACAGGCCAUCGUUAUAACAGAAAACGUGGCCAUGUUCACAGAUUUAGAGUUUGAUAAAGUGUGCAGGGAACUGGAACACCCCUACCUGCCGGAGUCGGAAGGUUGGGAGUUCUUUGUCGAGUCACAUGAUGUGACAAUUUACAGACAAUAUAACAAGGUGUCAGGUUUAUAUCAAUACAAGAUAUUUGGUGAGUUGAAGGAUGUCAACCCUGAUGUGUGUGCACAGGUGUAUAUGGAUACUGAGUAUAGGAAGAUAUGGGACACUUAUGUGAAUGAUUUACGUGAAAUAGAGGAAGGAAUAAACAAGGGUAUUUACUGGCAGAUUAAUUUCCCUUUCAUGAUGUCAAACAGAGAUUAUGUGUACAUGAGAGAGCUCAGAGAGGUGGACAUGGACAGUAAACACAUCUACUGUGUGUUAGCUAAGAGUGCCAACUUUAACUGCUGUCCAGAAAUACCAGGCGUAAUACGAGUGGAUGACUAUUUCCAGAGCUCUGCUCUCACCUCAAAUGGCGCUGGAGGUACAAAAGCUUUUAUGCAUUAUUACGACAAUCCCAAGGGAAUGAUUCCAACGUGGCUGAUCAAUUGGGGGGCUAAGACUGGAGUACCUCAGUUCUUGACACAGAUGCAGUCAGCUUGUAGAGGUUACCCAGAUUAUCUGAGGACAAAACAGCAGUCUUGAUUUAAGCCAAUUUUAUCAUUUUAGAAAAUUAUUUGUACGCAUCACACAAUUCAUUUUUUGCCACAUUAUGUACGUAGCUGAAGGUUUUAUACAUUCCAUGCUUGUUCAGUCUGUAUGAAUGUGCAUAUUUAGGGUUAUAUAUUUCAUUUUUUUCGUAACGACGAUCAAUUGAAACACAGUGCACAGGCAGACUAUUGAAGAAUUAAAUGAUACAGCAAACUUAAAGGCUGUUACAGUUGGUGGGUGGUUCCUUUGAAGGGAAAGAAGACAUGUUUAAAGGGCCAUGUUAACUUCUUAUUGAUAGCUAUCAUGUCUGUAACAUGUCAUGUGUAAAACAUUUUAAGAAUUGAUGGUGAAAAGCAUUGAAAUAUUUUUAUUCUCAUUUUUUGCUGGAGGUGUAUAUUGGUGACAAAAAUAUCAUUGACAUUGUGAUUAUAUAUUCCUCAUGUUAUUUAUAAUUUUUUCAUGAUUUGUAUUGAUUUCUGUGUCUUGCUAUAUGAAUAUACAUUGUAUUUAUAUUUAUGUCUAGUAAUUCUUUCACUCAGUACGUGUGUUUUUACAUAACAAAAACUAGUGCUUCAAAUAAGAAUUAACCUUUAUUUCUAGUCAAAAUUAUACCUGUGUGCAAUACUUUGAGCAAUGAGAUUUAUAGAUCAUAAGUGAAAAUUAUCAAACACAAGCCGAAAAACUUUAUUGCCAUUAGCUUUCAGCCAACCUGGACGAAGGCCUUCAUCAGACUGCUGUGAGUAGAUGUUCAGACUCACUGACCACUAGGUGGUAUAGCGGCCAAGGCCCACUUAUUCUUAUUAUUAUUAAUCUGGUAGAUUUACUCACCCCUCCCUAUUCAUGGGUGGCUGGUGAUGGCUGAUGUAGGUAGCCUCUCAUAUCUUGCAUGGGGUGUCAGAUGACUCGGAUUCAAGGGUCUUGGUUGAAUUCCAGUUAAUAUUGUGGCAGGUGUCUAUUAAAUGUUCAGAAAUGGCAGACCAGGUAUUGCUUACAGUCACCGAUUUUUCAUUAACUCUGGUCUUCAACUGUCUUCGGUAUGGAUAUUUUUGGCUUGUGUUUCAUAAUUUUCAUUGAUGAGCUAAUGAACAUUUUGCUCAUUUACGAGAUUUAUAGACGUUUUGUAAAAUAUUGGAAUUUGAUUCAUUUUAAAAUUCUAAAAAUUAAUAAACAUAGUAGCACAUGCUGUAAGUUUAUGUUUGUUAUUUUGUCUUCUGUCGAAAUAACAUCUUUUUCUCAUCUAAAACAGUUCAAUUGCAAUUGACAAGCAAAGACUAUUGAAACUGUCAAGUAAGACAUAUAUACUCAGUGUACAUGUACGUGAAAUAUAAGUUUAAAUGCGAGUGGGAGGUAAAAGUACUCUGCUAUCUAAAAUACAUUGUAGCACAAGAAAGAACAUUAAGAGA
Molecule: messenger RNA, 2150 nt
Organism: Lingula anatina
Lineage: Eukaryota; Metazoa; Brachiopoda; Lingulata; Lingulida; Lingulidae
Product: phosphatidylcholine transfer protein-like
Molecular function (GO): phosphatidylcholine binding; phosphatidylcholine intramembrane carrier activity
Source: RefSeq, a predicted model, not a curated record